Messenger RNA from Octopus bimaculoides (California two-spot octopus), 2382 nucleotides. RefSeq lists its product as uncharacterized. NCBI's taxonomy places the organism in Eukaryota, Metazoa, Mollusca, Cephalopoda, Octopoda, Octopodidae. The record is from RefSeq and is a predicted model, not a curated record.
AGCUCUUUUUGUAUCGACACCGUCUUAAAGAACAACAACAUGAUAAACAUCUUCUUGAUUACUUACCUAUGUUUAUGAAAUAAUUGUAAUAACAUUCAAUAUGACUGAUAAAUUGAUUUCAGAUUUAUGGGAAGAUAUCGUACGUUCAAGUGUGUCUAAUAUAGACAGUAGCUGUAACCUACAAAGUAUAGUUGAUCAUAUACAACAAUCACAUUCAUUUACCGAUGUAAUUCAUCAAAUUUCAAACGAGCUUAAGUCAUGCACUUGCCGCCCAUUGUAUAUCCAGGCUACAAUAUGGAAAGUAAGCGUUUUGCUUAAAGUACAUUGCGAUAACAUUUCCAUUACUUUGAACAAUAGAAAUAAAUCCAUAGGAUCAAGAGAAUUACGCUCCAUUGAAUUUGAAUUAGCGAGUGGAGAAAAUCCAAAUUCUCUUUGUGUUAAUCCGGAUUGUAGAUAUAAUGCAACUGUUGAAAGAGAAGGCCAUCAAGAAAAAUACACUGUCGAGUGCCAGACAACUUGUUGUAAGAAAUUUAAAACAUGGACACAAUGGAACCUUGAAGUUAUACGUAGUGAUAUAAAUGACAAUUAUAUCUAUUCUUUUGAAAUAAAGCAUUAUCGUGAAAAAAUUAAUUUUGAAACGAAUUCUAGAACAUCAAAUAAAUCAUUCUUCCUUCCAAUGGAAAUUAAUAAAAAGUCAAAAAUAGAUGUGUUGACUCCAGGAAAAUUUUGGUCAGACACAGUUGUCAAGCUGAAGAAUAUGAAAACUUCCAGCAUAUUCUCCUGUAUCUAUGUUCUUAAAAAAAGUACUUUUUACCAUGAAUGUUUCUUGACAAAUAAUUCUGUGUGGAGAAUAGAUCUAACCCAGGCUAGUUCCAAGCAAACUAAUAUUAAAAAAAUAACCAAAUCACAUUUUAAAGUACAUGCCAGUGAAGGUUAUCACCAUCUAACAUUCAAAAGGCUAACUAAUCUCCACAUAUUCUCUGCUGUUACCAGUAUUAGAAAUAUAAGCUCUGAUGUGGUUAAAGUAUCCUUUACAGAUAGUAAGAACUCUAUUGACAUAUCCAAAAUUGUCAUGACAAGAAUGCUUACUGGAGAAGAAUAUGGUUGUGUUAACAUAAACAAGGAAAAAUCCCUUGAGUAUUCCUGCAAAGUGCUGAAAAGCAAAAAUUGGCUGUUGAAAGUUAUUUCUUCCGAAAAACGUACACAAAAAUUUGCCAUAGAAAUAGUUCAAGACAAGUUAUCAUCUGUCUCCAGAAACUUAACAUGGAGUCAUUUCUGUCAAUAUGGAGAUAUUUACAUAAAGCAUUUUAAUAAUUUGAAGACAUAUGAAGAUGAUGAAAUCACAAGUCUGAAAGUCCAUUUCAUUGGUAAAUCUCUGAAAAUCAAUGAAAUAAGUUUGAUCAACAAUUUCACAGAGUAUAAAUUCAAAACAAAUGAAGGAAGCAAAACUCAGGAUAACUUGGUGACAGAAUUUAUUCGAAUGACAAAAGGGAAAGAAGAGAAAAUGUAUUUUAUGAAAUUAAGCCUGAUCAUGACAAUAGUUAUUGUCCUCCUUGCAGUCAUCAUAGUCUUCUUGAUCAUCAUCAGCAUUGUAGCUCUCAGAACCUCUAAGUUAGGGAAUGUAAACACACCAAUACCAGUUGUCAAGUGAUAAUGGGAGGACAAACACAGACAUGAAGACACACAUAGAGUGACAGAGACAGACAGAAAAAGGGAAAAUGUUCCUUGCAUUUGAGAACUAUGGAAAUAUUUUAAAAAAGAAUUUCAUUUAAUUUUUCCACAAUUUAAUUGCUUUUCAUGAAAAAGUCACCAAGACUGAAACUGGUACUACAAUGUUCUUCAUGCUAAAAUUAUUUUAGCAUUUUCUACCUUGUCUUAUUUUCCUUACACAUAUUGACUUGUGUGUUCCUUUUCAACUUUCUACAUAUAUAUGAUGGACUGUUUCCAUCUACCAUAUCCACUUGCAAGGCUUUGGUUGGCCUGAGACUAUAGUAGCACAUCACAAAGAAGCUUAUCGUGUUUGUGUAUGCAUAUGUGUUUGUAUACUUCAUUUUGUUUUUGUUUAUAUUUUAAGAGUUGAAGUACGUAACUAGAAAGGAAGGAUUAAAUAAAAAUGAAUUUAAAAAAAAAAACUUUGAACUUUGUUAUGGGAUAACUUAAAUGUUUUGCACCAUAUAUUGGCAUAUUUCUGGAUUAUUAUUAUUAUUUCAUUACUAUAGUUCUAAGGCUAACUCUGAAUGUCUCUAUUAAAAAUAUAUACAUAAAUAUUUGUAGGUAUAUAUAUAUAUAUAUAUAUAUAUGUAUAUAUAUUACAGAGAUGUACUUGCAUAGCAAGUGACCUGAUCUGAGAUCGUGUGCUGGAACGAAAACAAUUGCAGCGUG